UGGCAUCGGCUGUCCGAUUGCUUUUCGGCCCAGCCCUCCGAUUAUUAUUUCAUAACCAGUUCUCCCCCCAAGUUUGCUAACGUAGAUUUGAUCCGUUUCAAGAGAUUUUUAUUUUUCAUCUACUUUUAUAUCUUGCAUGCAACAUUCUUUUAACCAUCGUCUGUACGAAACGAACAAGACCUUAGGUAACAUCGUCGACUUGUGCAACUCACAUUUACAGUAUUCAUCAAGUCAUGUAAGUGUUUAACGGUCGCCAAUACCUUAUUCGAAGCACACGCCGCUACCUUAAUUCCUGUAGAGAAGGGUCGGGAUGGUCCGCCAAGUGAUUUCUCUUCUCGACUCGAGCCCUUCGAUGUUCCCAUUUAGAACUGUCCCUUAUUGCCCAGCGUAUUCCGGCGUAUUCUUCUCGAUAUUACUGUAUUAGUUACAUCCUCUGCACGCUUUCACUUCGAACGGUUUCUUCUUGAUGAGAGAAGGAUGGACUAGCUAGUCCUAGUUACGCACCUACCCAUUCGUGACACCCCUCCAACCUCGUCCAGGGUCUGAAGUCCUGAGAGUUACAACACCCGCUAAGAUUUAUGUUCCAGUGUUCCAGGUUUCCAGGUUCAGGGGAACAUAUUAUACCCCCUGUCCCAUGCCCCCCUGUCUAUAAGGUUCAGUUCCACCUUUUAUUCGCUUAUAUUCAAUACUAUACAGUAUACUAUAUCGACGCCCGAACGCUUCACCGCCGACGGUCCUAUAUCCCAUAUCUUAACAAUAUGACCACCAUUAUGUCUGUAGAACAGCCACACCCAUCGAAUGGGCUGGAUGAGGCUCGGAAGUCAGUAACUUCCAGAAUAUCCAAGGAAUCCCGUGAGCAGUCUAGAAAUAGCUUCGCAUCAUAUUCUACCUGCGAAGAAGACCUCGCCGACGUGUUCGCCGAUAUGGACGAUACGUGUAUGAUCGAAGAGGCUACGGUUUUGGAUGCUCGGGAGGUUACUAUUGCGACCCCUAAGUUACCAGAGAGGAGCGCACUCAGGACAUCAAGACUCUUGAAUACUCUACAGCGUAUCUCGACCGAGCCGAUCACCGACCCGCACGAUGCUUACCUCUCCUCCGAGGAGGAUGCCUCUUCGUCUGCAGACGACUUCUCCGACUACGAGUGCGACUCUAACAGCGACCAAUCCGAGAAGUCUCCAGCGCGACGCAAGAGUCAAGAGGACACCGCCAGGGCCGUCUCGGUAAUAUAUGUCGGGAAACCUUUCGUAGUGGACCUGGCGAGCGGUCGAAGAUCAGUAUCGCCUAUUCGAAGACCUCGAACGAGAUCCUCCUCUCCUUCUAUCCGCACAAGCUCGUUUGAAGGUCGGCCAGGUCCGUUACGGGCAACUAGCUUCGCAUCCGCCAUAGAUAUACCCAGGGAGAGUCCAUCCUUCCUCAGCCAGGACCCCUUUGCUACCAACAACUACAAGCUCGAAUCGGCAUCGAAGGUACCGGUACUUACUGACGUUAUCCCCCGAGCUAAGACUCCAUUCCAUCGUCUUCAAAGAUCGAUGAAUCUAGUAAGGAAGCGUAGCCGUCCAAAUCUUAAGGACGCCGCCUCCAGAGAUAGUAUCCUCAGUUUGAGAUCUAUAUCAACUUCGACCACGGAUCUUCAACUUACAUUAAAUACGUUACGCACGGCCGGCGAGGAAGAGCAGCAGGCCAGGAGAUCCGAGCCAGUAUCUGCUACCCCCGCACGGCCUCAGACCCCCGUGACUUACAACGAUAUCAUGAUGUCGGCGCGGAGGGAAUCAAACCCACGAUUACUUACUAAACUGCCUCCGUCGAUUCAACCUGCGAGCCCAAGCCCAACAACAUUGAAGAGGGGCAUAUUAAGCGGUCUCAAUAUGAAUCGGCGGCGGAGUUUACGGCUUAACAAGCCAUAAAAGCUUACUCUCUUUACUAUCAUAAUUUCUUAUCAAUUUCGUUAAUCUCGGGGCAUACAACUAGGAGGCGUUACAGAGGCAACAUGGAGUUGAGUUUGGAGGCGCAUCAUCACUACUGCGAGUUAUAGGUGCAUUGAGUUUGACAAGGUUCAUGGGAGAGUGUUAAUUGAUAUGAUACCUUGGGGAUAUGCCGAUUAAUGAGCAACGGCCACAGUAUAAGGGGGAAAAUUGGUAGCAAUACGCUAAUGGGAGGAUUACAUGGGUCUAUUAACGCUGCUAUAGCGCUUACACAAUGAUUAUUAGAUGAAUGAUACCACGUCACAACUCA
This is a messenger RNA of Daldinia decipiens, 2232 nucleotides long. RefSeq lists its product as uncharacterized. NCBI's taxonomy places the organism in Eukaryota, Fungi, Ascomycota, Sordariomycetes, Xylariales, Hypoxylaceae. The transcript has 2 exons. Bases 579 to 1904 code for a protein of 441 amino acids. The record is from RefSeq and is a predicted model, not a curated record.